Messenger RNA from Mytilus trossulus (common blue mussel), 541 nucleotides. RefSeq lists its product as uncharacterized. The record is from RefSeq and is a predicted model, not a curated record. NCBI's taxonomy places the organism in Eukaryota, Metazoa, Mollusca, Bivalvia, Mytilida, Mytilidae. The transcript has 3 exons. The coding region runs from base 89 to 439 and encodes 116 amino acids.
GAAGUAGACUCGGAUACGAGUCGUUUCCUCACUUUUGUUGUAUUUGUUUACAAUAAUUGUUGAAUAAUGAAUAAUAAAAAUAUUAAAAAUGGACAAACUAACUAUGUUCCUUUGUCUCCUUUAUGUUUUCGAAGGUUACGCAACUUUAUGUUAUGUAUGCAAUUCUGACGAAUUUCCGAGAGCAUGUGCAGACCAUAUUGAUAUGAGGACAAAACCGAUAAUACAACACAUUCAAGAUUGUAAAGGGAGUUGUUUUGUUGGAGUGAUGGCUGAUAAGACAAAUGAAGCUCAUCUUCGAAAGUGUAGCAAUGAACUUACUGGGUGUGAUAAAAAAGAAAGCGGAUUUAUUUGUCAGUGUUCGACUGAUUAUUGUAACCAAAACUUGCUCACGUGUCAUCAACGGAGUAACUGCACACAAGAACUUUUUCCGAUAUUCUAACAAACUAUAAACAAAAAUGUUUGGUAAUACACUAUAUAUGUUUUGCUAUUCUAUGUUGAUAACUAUUAAAUUAAAAUAAAGAAGUAUUAUGAAAUACAUUAA